Pantherophis guttatus is the source of this 3091-nucleotide messenger RNA. The record is from RefSeq and is a predicted model, not a curated record. NCBI's taxonomy places the organism in Eukaryota, Metazoa, Chordata, Lepidosauria, Squamata, Colubridae.
UUAAGCUGGGAUUUUAACCAGAAUUUUAAACAUUUUAACUUAUUUAACAUGACGCGGGAAAACACCCGAGAUUUUAAUUUUUUGCAUAUAUAUAGCAAGUUACUCACAACGACCAAAGGGGAGCUGAAAAAGAAAUCAUAUUCCCCAUUCCUCAUAUUGAGGAGUGGCUGAAUAAGUUUCUUUUUCUUCUUUUUUAUUUCAUUUCUAGUUAUGAUGUCGACACCUUUCCAGCAGCAACUAGCAAUGAAUCAGGAAUUCUAGAUAUAGAACAACUUCAAAAAGAACAAUAUAAUACUGGACAAAAUGACUCAGAAUGACUUGAACAGGUUUUAGGGUUGGGGGUCCACACAGUCUAAGGGCUGGUUGGCCCCAUGAUAAACCCCUCCCCAUCUGCAUUCAAACUCCUAGUCUCUCCAUCGUAGAACUCUCCAUUUUGGGGGGGUAAUUGUAUAAUGUUGUUUUAUGUUUUUAAAAUUUUUAAUCUUGUCACUUGGUUUUUCAUGUUUCAAUUUAUUAAUUAAAUUGUACGCCACCAAGAGCUCCUCUUUGAGAGAGAUGGAUGGUUAAGAAGUUUGAUCUAUGAAUAAAUUAGUAAAAUGUUAAUGGAUUUUUUUGAAUGAAUUGAAAGGCAUGGAAACUUAAUUAAUGAAUAAAAUUGAUUUUGUAGAUGCUAAAUUCAAUGGUUCAAACUGGAGUGACUCUUGCAUUGGCUGAUGUAUGGCAAUCGUUUUAAGAUCUCAGAGAGCCAAGAAUUAAGAAAUACAACAGGAAACACAUUGUAAUAUGGGUGGGGAAAGAACCUAGAUAUCAAGAGUCCCUUAAACUGUAAAGGAAGUGAUAGUUCUCUGUUAACAUAUAGUUAGUUAACAUAUAUAGAUCUUCAUUUCAGAGAGUUAUCACCUGCAGGAAGGUCAAGGAACGGAUUCUAAGCUGUUCCAUCCUAGAUCUCUUGACCAGUGGCAGACCAGUGCAUCCCAUAGAAAUGAGUGCCCUGCAUAUUGGUGCUGGAGUGUGUUCCUGCAUCAGCCUUCUGUGCCUGCUCCUUGCCUUGGGCUCAGACUAUUGGAUAGCAGAUUCCGGACUACAUAUAGGUCUAUGGAAAUAUUGUGAACAUGAAUUAUGUAACUCACUUGGUGUGGAAGGGGUGUCAGCUUCUUUUCAUGCCAUCCGAACCUUCAUGUUCCUGGGGAUGAUCUCUGGAGCUGUCUCUCUCGGUGGGCUUUGCACCAUGAAUAGGCAACCCAGUCUUGGCAAUAUCUCCAUGAGCCAGAUCACAUAUAUUGCCAGCUUUACUGCAGGCCUCUGCGUCAUGAUUGCCAUGUCCAUUUUCUCAGGAGGGAUUGGUUCCACCAAGCUAUAUGGAUGGUCUUUCGGCUUGGGUUGGGCCUCUUUUCCUUUGUACCUUCUAACUGGUGGUCUUACUUAUAAAUUGCAUAAGAACAGAGCAUCAACAGCAUAGGAGAAAUAUGACACUGUCUUUGGAGAUGACCAGUGAAGCUGCAUUGGUAACCUGGAGGCACAGAUCAGAAUUAUUGGCCCUGCACCAAAUUUAUAAGAUGAUGAAGGCAGAAGAAUUAGUUUAGCCAUACAUUCCCAUCCCCUGCCCAUCCCAUUUUUCUCUAAAAUAUCCAGAUUGUUUCUUUCUGAAGUCCAUUGGGAUUUGCAAAUGUGAAGAACUUUGGGAGACUCCUGCAAGAAGGUCCCAGAAAGCAAGAAUUCUACUCUUCUCCCUUCUUUCCUCCUUCCAGGAAACCAAAGGUGCUUUUUGGUUUAUCUGUGGUCUCCAAGGUCCACACUUGGGGUCUGCAACCUUAAACACUCAAAGUGGCAUUUGUACCCGUUUCCCACAGAAAAAAAAAAAACACCGGGAGCCACAAAACCUGGGUGGGCGUGGCCAACUCAACAUCACUCACUUCCACCAGUCACAUGACCUCCUAGCCAUGCCUACCCAGCCGGUCAUUAGGGCAGAGAACCGGUUGUUAAAAAAACACCGGGAACCACAAAACCCAUUUGACAUCUCUCUCUCUCCCUCCCUCCCUCCUUCCUUCCCUCCUUCUCUCCCCCCUCUCUUUCCCUCUCUCCCCCCUCUCUGUCUCUCUCUCCCCCUCUCUCUGACCCGCCCGCUUCUCCAUCCCCUGCCGUAGCCCUUACAUUCUCAGGCCAGGCGAGGAGUGACUGGAAGGGGAGGGUGAGGGGCGGGGCCAGCCAGUGGUGGGAUCACCCGACAGGGAGCCACAGCAGAGGGUCCAAAGAGCCGCAUGCAGCUCCGGAGCCACAGGUUGCUGACAUCUGGUCCACACCCAUUUGCACUAUUCAGAUGACCCAGAAGGCAAAGAUAAAUUUCCAGGUGGCCUCCAUGACUUUCAGAAAGAGUACUAACGACCAGAUGACUGCAAGGAAUAUAAUCCUUUCUCUCCUCCACCAUUCAAUCAGAACUGAAGAAGCGUCUUGGAUGAGAAGUGAAACAUCUUCAAGGGGGAAGAAAAAGUCCAAUUGCCUUUUGUAAAAAGCACCUUUGGAAUAACCCUGAGCUGGAUGACUGAGAAUCUCUAUAGAUUCUUUCAGGAAAGUUGAUUUCCAUUCUGCCCAAGGGAAAAGAAAAAAGAAAAUUAAUUUUCUUCCUGCCAAAAGAAAUAGGAUGGAAUUAUCCCUGCCAUGCCUUCUCUUCUUCCUCUGAUGGGGAUCAAGAAUUCUCUGGAUAAAACCCCCCAACCUCACCUUCGUUGCAUCUCAGAUUUCCCCCUUUUCUAUAUCGUACCUUUAAAAUUUUUAUUUCCUAGAAAUCAGAGUUUUUGCAUUUUAGGAUAAGGAACUCUAAAGAAUUGUAUAACUUGUGGCAUACGCUCUCAGGCUUUGGCAUUUAUAAUUGUAUCUGUAUAAAUCAGCUCUUCCUCAACAUCAUAUCUGUAUAAUCACCUGUUCUUCAACAGAGUCUUUAGGUCUGAAAAUAUUUGGAGAGGAAAAUGAUAUUUCCAAUUCAAUUGAAUUUAUGCAAUUUGAACUACUUUCAAAUAUGGUUUUUGUAUCAAUGACUGAACUUUUUAUCUCUAAACAUGUGCAAAAUAUAUUCUCCAAUAAAAAGGCACAAAUA